This is a messenger RNA of Aegilops tauschii subsp. strangulata, 2484 nucleotides long. RefSeq lists its product as uncharacterized. Gene Ontology annotation, molecular function: RNA-DNA hybrid ribonuclease activity; nucleic acid binding. The record is from RefSeq and is a predicted model, not a curated record. Lineage: Eukaryota; Viridiplantae; Streptophyta; Magnoliopsida; Poales; Poaceae.
AUGGAACAGGUGCUAGCGACAGUUCCUCGUAAGGUAACUCCAGAUAUGAACUUGGCCUUAAAUGCACCUUAUAGUCAGGAGGAGGUCAAAAAUGCUUUAUUCCAGAUGUUUCCAACCAAAGCACCUGGCCCAGAUGGUUUUCCAGCUCACUUCUUCCAGAGGCAUUGGGAGAUUUGCAAGGAUGAGGUGACAAAUGUGGUGUUGAAAAUUGUGGAAGGAAACGAAUCGGCUGAGUCUAUCAAUGAGACAGUCUUAGUUCUGACCCCGAAGAUUGCUUCUAAGGUGAUCGCUAACCGUCUGAAAGUAGUCUUGCCUGACAUCAUAUCUGAGGAGCAGUCAGCUUUUGUCCCAGGAAGGUUAAUAACUGAUAACAUUAUCACUGCCUACGAGUGCCUACACUUUAUGAAGAGGAACAAGGCAAAAAAGCACCAGUCAUGUGCGUUGAAGCUUGAUAUGAUGAAAGCCUAUGAUAGACUGGAAUGGCCCUAUCUGAGGGCGAUUAUGCUUAAACUUGGCUUCACCAAUAGGUGGGUGGACAUCGUUAUGAGUCUGGUUACCACAGUUAAAUUUUCUGUGAUGUUCAAUGGUAAGAAACUUGAAGAGUUUGAACCAUCAAGGGGGAUAAGACAAGGGGACCCAAUCUCUCCAUAUUUGUUCUUGCUAGCAGCAGAGGGCCUGUCGUGCCUAUUAAAAUCCAGAAGAGAGUCAUCCAACUUGCAAGGUCUACAGGUGGCACCCUCAGCCCCACCGGUGAACCAUUUGCUAUUCGCUGAUGACAGCCUGCUGUUCUUCAAGGCAAACGGUGAGGGAGCUAAUGAGGUGAACCUGGUUUUGGACCAAUAUUGUCAAGCGUCGGGGCAGCGAGUAAAUAAUGCAAAAUCAUCUAUCUUCUUCAGCAAGGGGGUGCCAGAUAGUACGAGGCAAGACAUAAAGAACUUGCUGAAUGUACAGAAUGAAACUUUGAAUGAGAAGUAUCUUGCUCGCCAGGCAUGGCGACUCUUGCUUAACCCAGACUCCCUAAGUGGCCGAAUAUUGAAGGGAGUUUACUUCCCUAACAGCAUCAUACUAGAAGCCGAGCUGGGUACACACCCGAGCCAGAUCUGGAGGGCCGUGAUAGAGGGAAGGGAUACUCUGAAACUUGGCCUGAUCAAGCGUAUAGGGAAUGGACAAUCAACAAACAUCUGGACAGAUAAUUGGCUCCCUCGUGAUGAAAUGCUACAUCCUUAUGGCAGCGUGUCUCCAAACCCCCCUACUUUUGUCGCUGAGCUCAUCGACCCUACUUCUGCUAGCUGGAUCAGGGAACGAGUGGAGGAGGUGUUCAUGCCAAUGGAUGUCCCAAUCAUUCUUGGGAUCCCCCUCUGUACAAGAAACAUUCCAGAUUUCUGGAGUUGGAACUUUGAAAAGAAGGGUAAUUUCACGGUGAAGUCGGCAUACAGAAUGUUGGUGACUAUUAAACAGCGGAGAGAGGCGUGGCUCGAAGGCAACGCCGGUCCCUCUAGGACGGCUGCGGAGGAGAAUUCAUGGAAAAACCUGUGGAAGAUCAAGGUACCUGGAAAGGUCAGAAUGUUCUUGUGGCGCUUGUCCAAGCAAUCGCUACCCACAAAUGACGUGAGAGCUCAUAGGCACAUGACAGACUCCCCUGCUUGCGGUAUCUGUGGCUCGCCAGAUUCAUGGAGACAUUCACUGGUCAAUUGUACGAUGUCACGAUGCAUCUGGGCCCUGGUUGAUGAUGAGAUGGCACAACAAUUGAUAUCAACCACGGAGCCCAGUGCCAAGAACUGGCUGUUCACAUUGAUGGAGCUUUUGUCACAUGAAAUGUUUGUCAAACUUUCAGUUACAUUAUGGGCGAUCUGGACAGCUCGUCGGAAGGCUAUUCACGAAGGCAUAUUUCAAAGCCCUCACGCUACAUACUCCUUUGUCAAUAGGUAUAUUGAAGAACUCGGAAUGAUUUCUGGGAAGGAAGAGACGAGGCUAACUGAACCUCCAGUGCAGGGACGAGCGCCGAGACCCAGGCGACCACCUACGGGCUUUCAUAAAAUCCAUGUGGAUGCAGCAACACGCCAAGGCAGAGGUGGAGCUGUUUCAGCUGUUUGUAGAGAUGGCAACGGCAACUUCGUUGGCAGUUCAGCUCUGGUGAUAAUAGGUGUUCAGGAUCCAGCAACACUUGAAGCCAUCGCUGUGAGGGAAGCUCUAUCACUUGUGGCGGAUAUGCAUAUUCAGAACUUGGUGGUCUUUUCAGAUUGCAAGCAAGUGAUCAUGGAUAUAAAGAGCGAUUCGGCAGGAAGAUAUGGAGCGAUCAUUAAGGAAGUCAAGCUCCAAGCAACUUUUUUCAACUGUAAUUUUAUUUUUGAAAGUCAUAGGGUUAAUGUUGAGGCUCAUAAACUAGCCAAGUAUUCUCUUAUUCUUGGUCCGGGACGGCACAUUUGGUUUGGCCACUCCCAUGACCAACGAUGUAUCCCACAUUCUGUGGUCUAUGAUGAAUAA